UGCUUCCGUCCCCGGGCCCCAUCCACCGCCAGCCAUCGCCUGCCUCCAGUCUGCGCGAGUCCACGCAGCUCCCCAGGCACUUCACCAGCACAGCAGCGGCAGGUAUGGCGGGCAUGGAGCAGCGUGAGGGCACCAUCCAAGUGCAGGGCCAGAACCUCUUCUUCCGAGAGGCACGGCCAGGCAGUGGACAGGCCACUCGCUUCUCUGUGCUGCUGUUGCAUGGUAUCCGCUUCUCCUCCGAGACCUGGAAGAACCUGGGUACACUGCACAGGCUGGCACAGGCUGGCUACCGGGCCGUGGCCAUUGACCUGCCAGGUCUGGGGCACUCCAAGGAAGCAGCAGCCCCUGCCCCUAUUGGGGAGCUGGUCCCUGGCAGCUUCCUGGUGGCUGUGGUGGAUGCCUUGGAGCUGGGCCCCCUGGUUGUGAUCAGUCCAUCGUUGAGUGGCAUGUACUCCUUGCCCUUCCUCACAGCCCCUGGCUCCCAGCUCCGGGGCUAUGUGCCAGUGGCCCCCAUCUGUACUGACAAAAUCAGUGCUGCCGACUAUGCCAGUAUAAAGACUCCGGCUCUGAUUGUAUAUGGAGACCAGGACCCCAUGGGUCAGACCAGCUUUGAGCACUUGAAGCAGCUGCCCAACCACCGGGUGCUGGUCAUGGAGGGGGCGGGGCACCCCUGUUACCUGGACAAACCUGACGAGUGGCAUACAGGGUUGCUGGACUUCCUGCAGGGGCUAGCCUAAGGCCCAGGCCUGCUGAUGGGGAAGGGCUGCCUGCCUGCCUUGGGAUCUCUCUCUCUGUCCCUCCAUGGGCCCUUGGCUCAUCCUACAUGCAACAGGUGUGUCUGUCUAUAUGUCUCUCUUGGAUCUUGUCUUUUGGGAUCUGUUUGUCUUUUCUACUUCUUUUUCUUGCCAUGACAGACUGUAGGUAAAAUCAAGAGAAAACUCAGGAAUCAAGGGACAUAAUCUGGUGGAGAGUAAUCCAUUAGAUGAGCUUCUAUACGCUUUCCUGCUUGGCUUUCACUCCUUCCUCUGCUCUGCUCAGCCUCCUCCUCCCACUUCCUCCCUCCAGCUGCCUUGUAGGCCAGUCAGCCAGUCACCCACUGCACCCCUCACACACACUCCCUGUCCCUCUUAGGCCACAGGUACAUAACAUGCUCACAUGCAUGCUUACACAUUUAGAGCCAGCUAUGACCCUUCACUUGGGAGCAAUCACAUAGGUACAUGGAACUCUGGACUGACAUGCACAUUGUCAUGUGUAGCUUUGCAUUGCAGGCAUAUACACACGUGCAUUCAUGUGCCUCCAUACAAGCACUUGCACAAGUACAUGUGCACUUCUAAUUAUGCAGCACCUCCCUGGGAAGGCGGGGACCCCAUGGGUCAGCCCUUGCAGGAGACCCUCUUGCCAGGCUUAGGAACUCCACUCACUCACAGAUUACAGCCGGCCCCAGCCCAGAAUGGCCCCCCAGAGGGGAGGGCCACCCCUUUGCCGUUCAGAUCUCCCUGCUUUUUCCCUUCCUUCUGGGUUCUCCAUGCCUCCCCAGCUUAUCAGACCUGGGUCUUCUCAGCCAAGCUUCUUUCCUGCUCUGAGGUUCGGGGGGGGGUGGGGAGACAGAGUGGAUGGAGGUCGGUGAAAUAAAGCAAUGCAAUUAGACCCUA
Galeopterus variegatus (Sunda flying lemur) is the source of this 1652-nucleotide messenger RNA. RefSeq names its product abhydrolase domain containing 14B (gene ABHD14B). The record is from RefSeq and is a predicted model, not a curated record. Lineage: Eukaryota; Metazoa; Chordata; Mammalia; Dermoptera; Cynocephalidae. The transcript has 4 exons. Gene Ontology annotation, cellular component: cytoplasm. The coding region runs from base 105 to 737 and encodes 210 amino acids.